Molecule: messenger RNA, 3353 nt
Organism: Chrysoperla carnea
Lineage: Eukaryota; Metazoa; Arthropoda; Insecta; Neuroptera; Chrysopidae
Exons: 20
Coding region: 66-3353 (1095 amino acids)
Molecular function (GO): protein binding
Source: RefSeq, a predicted model, not a curated record
GAAAAGCAUAGUGAAUGAACCAAAUUUAAAAAAUCCACAGUCAUUAGGAUUAGUGCAAGAAUAUCAUGCGAAAAGGUUUAACACCUAAAAACUGGGAAAGGGUUGUUAGUUCUCAUUCAGAAAGUGAAUCAGAUAUUGACUUACUUAAACUGCAAUUGCUUGAAUGUGGUAUAAAUUCCAAACUUUUUGAACCUAAAGCGUCAAGUACAUCAAAUUCAUCUUUAAGAAGAAAACGUGAUCCAGUAAUAUUUGAUCGGCCAUCUUUUAAUAAGAAUAUACAAGGAAAGAGUUUAAUGAUUUCUGGAUCAUCAACGGAAAGGAGCAACAGGCCAAAAAGCAAAUACACAAGUCGACGGGAACGAGAUAUCAAUUGCGUGAAUAGAUCGUUAUCGCCUCCAAUUAGAACUUUAUCACCGCCAAUUAGAAGAUUACAUGUACAGCAUAAAAAACUAACCAGAUCGUCAGAAAGCUUAUACACCAACAAUAAACUACAAAGGAGUACUCAAAAACAAAUACAUUGGAAAGAUCAUACAGCUAAUGAAUCGGCUUCUAAACAAGACAAAACAACAUUUCCGUUUCGGCCUACUCCUAGUGGAAAUUUAAAAAUAGGACCUAGCCAGAUAGUUUAUGAAACUCAAAAAGUCAGCGUUUUAGUGGCUGAUCCAGAUCAUACACAGGUAAAUAUUUAUGGUGAUUGCUUAAACAGUGGAAUUGUUUCUUCUUCAAAAUCUUCAAAAAAUAUGGAUAAAUUGAGAAAAAAUUUUGCAAUGAUGGGAAACCCGAGAAAUGAUGAAGCAAAUUUCGAAGCCGAAUACAGUUCAAAUGAUGAAGAUUUACCUGAAAGUGUUGCUGAUGUAUUAAGUCCUGAAAUUAGAUUGGAACGUUUGGGUAUAACCAAUACAGAACCAUUUAGUUGGGAAAAAGUUGCAAUGCAUGCUAAAACUAAUCUGUAUGAAGAAAUAAACCGGCGUAUUACAAAUUACAUUCUUGCUGAUUGUAUUGUUUACAUUGGUAAUGAGGAAUUUUCUUGCCAUUUAAUUGUACUUCAAUCAUAUUCCAAAUAUUUUGAAAAUGUUGAAGAUAAAAAGGUUGAUUUAACAAAACAAACUGCGGUGUCUCCAAAAGCUUUUGCCACAAUUUAUGGCUGGAUGAUAACCCAUGAAGAUGAUAGUUUUAAACUUCUGACUCGUGAUAAUUGUCUAGAAUUGUUUUCGGCAUCCAAGUAUUUAGGAAUCAAAGAAUUAGAAGAGCAAUGCUGGAUGUUUAUUGAUUCCGAAGAAGUAUUCAAUGAAGAAACUGCAUUUUUAUUGUUCAUGGAAGCAAAGCAUAGAAGUCAAGUAGAUGUGAUGCAAUUAAUGAUUCCAAGAAUACGUAAAUUCUUUUUAACAUUAGUUAGUUCUCAAGACUUUUUAGAAUUAGCUGCCGAAGAAGUUUGUGCCUUUUUAUCAUCAAAUUACAUUUACAUUAAUUGUGAAAUGGAAGUUUUAAUGUCUGCUGUACGAUGGCUUAGAUACGACUGGAAAGAGCGUCAGAAACAUUUGGUUGAACUUAUGAAGUGUGUACGAUUUGGGUGGAUUGAGCCAUGGCAAUUAAUUGACGUGAAACGAAAUCCAGAAAAUCCUGAAUUUAUUUCUAUCAUGAGGAAUCCUGAGGUUUUACGGAUGGUUGAUGAUGGUCUUGCUUUCGUUAUUAUUAAAUAUUGGUACGGCCACAAAAAUGAUGAUUUUCAGCAUUGGUUAGACGUUUUAGGAUUAGAAGAACCAGCACAUCGUAAUUUAAGUGGCGAAGAAAAGAAUUAUGUAACUUAUAGACAAUUUCUCGAAUAUUUAGAUGUGUAUCGUAACGAGGCAAUAAUGGAAAAAACUUUGCCAAAAGUAGCGAAAAAAACUCGAAAUCGUUCUCGUAAUAGCCAGGCUAAUGUUGCCGAGAGCGUUAAAAGCCUUAAACAUACCAUACCUACAAUGGAUGAAAUGUUAGCUUCCAGGAAAAUCAAUUUUCCAAUAAUUCGUGAAUUAGAACCACAAACCACGCUAUCGGAGGAAGGAAGUGCCUGGAAUUUAACUGACAUGAUAAAUGAAACUGUCGAACUAGGGAAACAUAGAACUAUUGAAGAUCAAUUAGAAAAACCGAUGUCGAGAAUAAGAGAAAAACCUCCCUUACACCGUCAAGACGACAGAAAAAAAUUAUCAAGAGCUAGUCGGAAUAGAAUGGUUCAACUUGAAGAAGAUGAUACAAAUCGAGGUAGAUAUUCUGCGGGUCGAGAUAAACCACAGUUGCAAUAUCAAGAAGAUGAUAAAAGUUCAGCAAGAAACGAACUGAAUACGGUCAAAUUUGGUCACUCAUCUCAAAUGAAAGAUAUACUUCUUGAGGGGUCAUUAUACGAUGCAAACCGUGAAACAAUUUUAAUUUUUGGUGGAAUUGAUCCUCAUUCUCAUUAUGGAAUUGGUAGAAAUACUGGCAAAGAUAUUUAUCAAUAUAUUCCUGAAUCAAAUUGUUGGAAGUUUGUUACUGAAUUACCAGAACCACGUCAUCAUCAUUGUGUCGCAUUUUUGCAUGGGCGUAUUUAUUUAGUUGGUGGUGCUGAUCCUCGACAAGAUGAAGAAUCACAUAAUAAAUCAUCAAAUGUUGUAAAUACUGUGUGGAGUUUUGAUCCUGUGAGUAGAACUUGGUACAAUGAAUGUAGUAUGGCUAAGGCUCGCAAAAAUUUUGGGUUAGUUGUAAUUUGUCAAAAAAUGUAUGCUAUUGGAGGACAAGAUCGAUUAGGAAGAGUCUUGGCAUCUGUAGAACGAUAUGAACCAAAUGCAAAUAAAUGGGAAGAAAUGGCGCCAUUAAAAACACCACGAAUGGGUAUUGCUUGUGUUAAAUAUCGUGAUUAUAUUUGGGUGGCCGGUGGAAUGACCGGAGUUAAAAGAGCUCCCCUGUGUAAUGACGUUGAAUGUUAUGAUACAAGAUCUAAUGAAUGGACGCAUGUAACAAAUUUAAGAUUCCCACGAUGUUUUUCACACUUAUUUGUAAUGAAUGAUACGCUUUAUUUAAUUGGAGGUGCAGGUCGCCAAAGUGAUAAAAAUAAAGGAGAUAUUAUUAGCUUGGAGUCAAUUGAUGUAUGGUGUGCUAAAGACAAACAAUGGCGUUUAUGUUGUGAAAUGGCUAUACCACGACAUGGUCAUGCUGUCGCAUAUAUUGGAACACAAAUUAUAAUUAUUGGUGGUGUUACAACCGUUUAUAUGAGAGCAUUAAGCAAUGUGGAAUGUUAUUGUGUAGAAAGAUGUACGUGGGUUAGAGGAAUUGCUGGUUUACCCACUACUCUUUCUGGCCAUGGUGCUGUCACAUUACCCCCAGCAUCAUUAAUGUAA